AUGGAAGAUGAAAUGCUCGAACUUGGUAAGGAAUUAAACAAGAAAGUUGAGCAGAUUCGUGCAUCGGAUGUUGCUACGGAGAAGUAUCUGAAGGAAUUGGGUGUUAUCAAGUCACAGCUAGCAGCAACACAGGCAACUGCAGAGGUAAGUGCUUUGUCGGCUGAAUCAGCUCAGUCUCAGUGUAGAGUGCUUUCGAAACAAUUGCAUGAGAGGACCGGUUCCUUGAAAGAGCAUGAGGAUCAAGUAAGUAGACUCGGCGAGCAGCUAGAGAAACUACAAAAGGAGCUGCAAGCUAGAGAAUCUUCACAAAAGCAGCUAAGAGAUGAGGUGUUGAAAGUUGAAAGUGACAUAAUGCGGGCUGUAUCAGUUGUCAGGAAAAAGGAGAAUUCUGAGGUUUGGAAAUUGCUAGAUGAAGAUUCUCCAAAGACUUUUGAAAGAAUCAACAAACUUUUGACGGAUAAAGAUGAUGAAAUAGCAAGACUUAGAGAUGAACUAAAGAUUAUAUCGGCUCAUUGGAGGUUUAAGACAAAGGAAUUAGAGGAUCAGGUGGAGAAUCAAAGAAGAAUCGAUCAGGAGCUUAAGAAGAAGGUGCUGAAGUUAGAAUUUUGCCUUCGCGAAACACGCAUCCAAACUCGAAAACUUCAGAAGAUAGGAGAGCGAAACGAUGUGGCAAUACAAGAACUCAAGGAGCAAUUGGCUGCAAAAAAACAUCGUAAAGCUGAUCCUUUUAACAACCAAAACUUCUGGGACAAAUCAGGUUUCAAGGUUGUUGUCACCAUGUCGAUGCUGAUAUUAGUUGCCUUUUCUAGGCGUUGA
Molecule: messenger RNA, 816 nt
Organism: Arabis nemorensis
Lineage: Eukaryota; Viridiplantae; Streptophyta; Magnoliopsida; Brassicales; Brassicaceae
Source: the annotation of a GenBank genome assembly